AUUAUCCGGUCGAAAAGUCGUGUAUUUUCAUUGGUCGAGCUCGGAAGUGUCUUACGAGUGAAGGAAGAAAUAGCUCUUCGUAUAGUAAAUAAUAAACAUUUUUUGUUUAAUUUUACUCGUAAAGACUAGUCGUUAAUCUCGUGCGUCAGUGCGGGGCGACGGUUUGCUUCCUCGCGGAGCAGUGUAGUUCAACGGAUUAAAAGCGUCGUCCAUCGUUUUCCCAUAUUGUAACACGCAAUAAGGUUCAAACGAAUAGGAAAGAAGCGAACACCCAUCAAUCUCAAACCAGGAUCUUUAAUUUGCUGAGUCUGUGUGUCUUGAGAGACAUAGUAAACAGUUCCGCAGGUAUUUCAUUGUGGCAGACGCGUUCUGUCGUCUGCCAGGACGUUUUCCUACCGUAAGCAUCAGCGAAGAACGCCUAGACACACAAGACAUACAUAAUGUCGUCACCGAGCGCUGGUAAGCGUCGUAUGGACACGGACGUUAUCAAGCUAAUCGAGAGCAAACACGAGGUGACGAUACUAGGAGGAUUAAACGAAUUUUGCGUUAAGUUUUUUGGCCCACGGGGGACACCGUACGAGGGCGGUGUUUGGAAAGUGCGCGUACACCUACCGGAGCACUAUCCGUUCAAAUCACCCAGUAUUGGGUUCAUCAACAAAAUUUACCAUCCGAAUAUAGACGAGGUGUCGGGCACAGUGUGCCUAGACGUAAUCAACCAGGCAUGGACGGCGCUGUACGAUCUGUCCAAUAUCUUCGAAUCGUUCCUGCCACAGUUGCUCACUUAUCCGAACCCAGUGGAUCCGCUAAACGGUGACGCAGCCGCGAUGUACCUUCACAAGCCGGAGGAAUAUCGGAAAAAAGUAGCCGAUUACGUGCGGCGGUACGCGACUGAGGAGGCUCUGCGGGAACAGGAACCAACUGAGAGCUCCGACAGUGAGAGCAGUAUGUCGGACUUCAGUGAGGAUGAGGCGCAAGACAUGGAAUUAUAACAACGGCUAACAUUACUUCCAUACAGCGAGCAGCAGCAACAACAUACGCAUGCUCUCGAAACUAACGUCGCUGGUACUAGCCAUAUUAAGGGUGAUGGUAGUUGUGGUGUUAGUGCUCUUGCGUUGUGGGACGCCAUGGCCACGUUUAGCUAUUGGUUUUAAAAUACGAUUUCUACGGCCGGCAAUGAGCUGGAUGUGGGCACAAAAGCAAAGUGAAGUAAAAGAGAACGAGCUGGAGAAUCUAACAAGUAUAGGAAGAAUAACGUACAUAUAAACUUUAUAUUUAGAGAAAUACGCGUGGUAGUAUAACUAAGUCGAACGCAAAAAGGCAGAAAUAGCAUUAUACGAUCCCAAUAGGAGCCUCCGCGCGAAAGGUCUGUUAGUCAGGAUUCCUGAGUGAAUAAAAUAGUUCCGAGUUCCGGAAUUAACAGUUUUUGAUUUAGUUGACCACUCUAUAAUACGAUUUGAACAGCCAUUUAAAGCAAUAGAAGUAGAUAACAGGCUGUCUGAAGCGCAUACUAACAGUUUAUAUAACAGUUAAUUUGUUUUGCAAAGUUAAUCGGAAAGAGUUUAAAAAUGCAAAGGAUAAAAGAGAAUGGGCGCUCAACACACACAUAUUCAGGUUUUCUAAUAUACUUUUUAUUUGUUGAAAAGGGAGUUAACCGAGAAGCUUUAUCGAGCUUUAUGGAACCGAUCACUUUUAGCUAUUUACUUUGAAUACUUAUAUGAUACUUUUAUUAUUAUGAAACAUAAAGUCGGUUGUCUACCAACACUGUCGCAUUUCACCUAACAAAGUCCGAGCGAUAGCUGUUUGGGGCUACAGGUUAAGUGCAAUUGAACCACUCCAGCUGCCCCGAACAACAUUGAUCGGAAUACAUGUAGGUAAGAUGCGGCAUUGCUAGUAGCAAACUGAUCUUAAUGAAAAACAUUCACGUCAUGUUUGAUGCUAUCGAUAUACAUCAAUUCAAUUAUUCACACUCGAAUUCGAUAAAAUUUUAUUGAAUACCAGGCUGCACACACUGGGAAUACUAUACAAAGUGUGGUUAGUAAGAGAAUUAUUAAGUCAUUUUAAGUUCAUUGUUCCCAUCAAUCGUGUCGUUUGUGGGCCCUGUUUUUUUUCGGUACAAAUGCAUCUGUUUACAUACUCUGUUUUAGAUUCUUCGUGGUAAUGUUCUUUUUUGAAAUCCCUAGUUUUUUAUUUGGUAAAGCUGUAGCAAUACGCGGUGAAGUGUGAUGAACUUUGCAGGUUAAACUAUAAAGGAAUCCAUAAAACAAUAAAAAAUUAAGAAUUAGUGGCUCAUCACCAAAAGUAGCGUGUACGAUGCACUUUUUCGUUCUUCUUAGACGUCUCACACAUGGCGUCAUAUAGAUGCCUCUUAGAUGACUCACAUGUCUGCAUCUGCGUCUUUCCUCUGUGAACGCAAACGAAGCAACGAUCUGCAAACUUUUUAUAGUGAUCAUCCAGUAAUGUGAAAUGCUUGAAAGCUUUUUUAUGUACGCUCAUGUAUUUUGCUAUGCGUCAGCGUCGCAUACCAUAGCAGAGUAUCCCUUUCAUCAUUGAAUCAAUAUCUACAAGCUCCCUGGUCACAAAUUUCUUUUGCUUUGGAAUAUUAGGUGUAUCGCUAACGUGUUGAGGUUGUCAUUAGUCACUAAUUGUUGUUAUCGUUUUGCUGCUUUGUUUAUUUGUUGUGCUCUAGUAAUCGUUUCCUGUAGACCAUUUUACCGUACAUAACUCACGCCAAAUACAAUGGCAAGGCAAAGAAAUACAUUUACAAGCGUAGUUAUAUAAGAAGAAAUGAUAACGAUGUGUGAAAUAUAAAAGGCUCGUUUUCAUUAAUAUAAUAGAACAUCUCAAAACUAUCAGUAAUACGAAUGGGAUUCAUCUGUAUUAUUGGUUGCGAAGGGUACGUACACCGCAACAUAUUCGACGGCGAUGACCGUUUCGGUACGCAACAAGACAUGCAGUGCAGAUUAGAUUAUGAACCGACAAGAAUUAUUAAAAAGGGCAAUAUGGUGCAAACAGAAAAUCGUAAUAAUGUAAAGAAAGAAACUACCUUCUAUGCAGUGUUUGUAAUUGAAUGAAUUCCAAUCAACUUUUGGAAAAGCAAAGAGAUGACAAAAAAUCACCAAACAAGAAAAACGUGAAAAUAAUAUGUCCUGUUUCGAGUUACAGAUAGCUUUGUAAA
This is a messenger RNA of Anopheles bellator, 3175 nucleotides long. RefSeq names its product ubiquitin-conjugating enzyme E2 H. The record is from RefSeq and is a predicted model, not a curated record. Gene Ontology annotation, biological process: protein polyubiquitination; ubiquitin-dependent protein catabolic process. The transcript is spliced from 2 exons. Gene Ontology annotation, cellular component: nucleus. The coding region runs from base 441 to 989 and encodes 182 amino acids. Lineage: Eukaryota; Metazoa; Arthropoda; Insecta; Diptera; Culicidae. Gene Ontology annotation, molecular function: ubiquitin conjugating enzyme activity.